CCCGCCCCGCCGUGUCCGGUCACCAGCCCACGAGCCCAGAGCGGCUCCCAGACUCCUCUCCGCUGUCCUGCAGGCUCGGCUCCGUGCGUGCGGCCCCGACUAUCCCUGCCCUCAUCCUGCUCCCCGCCUCCAAAGCCUCCCGUGCGCUAAUUACCUGUCAGCCGGGUGGUGUGGCUGGCGGUGCGGGGGCUGAGGGCGGGCGCGGCCUCGAGGAAAGACUACAACUCCCAUGAGGCUCUGGGGUCGCGCAAGCGUCUGUGAUUCCAUUGGCUGGGAAAGCUCUGAGCUGGGAGCCUUCAUUGGCUGAGGGGCCUGAGGCGAUAGAUACCGGAAAGGGGAAGAGCAGCCAACAUGGCGGCGGAGCGCGGCGCGGGCCAGGCACAGUCGCAGGAGAUGAUGGAGGAAGGACAAGAGCUGCCUGUGGAUAUGGAAACCAUUAACCUGGACAGAAAUGCAGAGGACGUUGAUUUGAAUCAUUAUCGCAUUGGAAAAAUUGAAGGGUUCGAGGUGCUGAAGAAAGUGAAGACUCUCUGCCUCCGUCAAAAUUUAAUUAAAUGCAUUGAGAAUCUAGAGGAGCUACAGAGUCUUCGAGAGCUGGAUCUUUACGACAACCAAAUCAAGAAGAUUGAGAACCUGGAGGGACUGACAGAGCUGGAGAUUCUAGAUAUUUCUUUUAAUCUACUGAGAAACAUUGAAGGAGUUGAUAAGUUGACACGACUGAAAAAGCUCUUCUUGGUCAACAAUAAAAUCAAUAAAAUUGAGAACAUAAGCAGCUUACAUCAACUGCAGAUGCUGGAGCUGGGGUCCAACCGCAUCCGGGCAAUUGAAAAUAUUGACACGCUAACCAACCUGGAGAGUUUGUUUUUGGGGAAAAACAAGAUCACUAAGCUUCAGAACCUGGACGCACUCACCAACCUGACAGUCCUCAGCAUGCAGGGCAACCGGCUGACCAAGAUCGAGGGCCUGCAGAGCCUGGUGAACCUGCGGGAGCUCUAUCUCAGCCACAACGGCAUCGAGGUCAUCGAAGGCCUGGACAACAACAACAAACUCACGAUGUUGGACAUUGCAUCAAAUAGAGUCAAAAAGAUUGAAAAUAUCAGCCAUCUAACAGAGCUGCAGGAAUUCUGGAUGAACGACAACCUCCUGGACUGCUGGAGUGACCUGGACGAGCUCAAGGGCGCCAAGAGCCUGGAGACGGUGUACCUGGAGCGGAACCCCCUGCAGAAGGACCCCCAGUACCGGCGGAAGAUCAUGCUGGCCCUCCCCACCGUGCGGCAGAUCGACGCUACCUUCGUCAGGUUCUGAAGCCCCUGGCCCCUCUCUUCCAAGAGCCCCCAGCCACGGUUUUUUAGUCCACCCGUUGCUCCUAAAAUCAUCACUCUAUCAACGGUCACAAACCCAAUGGCAAUAAAAAGGCCCUGAGUGAAAGCCGCCGUGUGCGCCACCUGGACGCCAGCGCUGUCCCCUCCGGCCGGUCCGCGUUCCGAGUUAGUGGCCCACAGCCCCGUGCCACCCGUGGCGCUGCUUGUGACCCGUCUCCGUUUCCUCCUCUCAGAGGGAGGUCACAGCCCGCCUGAGAGGGUGAAACAGCAGGUCUGGGAGCGCGUGCCCGGGGGGCAUCCGGGCUGUCCAGGGCCCUCGGGCCUGUCAGCCCAGAGCUUUGUAGCCUCUUAGACCAGUGGAUGCCAAUUUUUUUUUAUUUUAUAUAUUAAAAAACAAACCUGCAGGCAAAAGAUGACUCAGCCCUGUGUGCCGUGACCCCCAGCGCUCUCUUAAAGAGCAGUGGCCGCCCGCCAGGCCUUGCUGGCUGCCUCCCGGGCACGCCCGUUGGUCCCCCGCAGCCCUCGGGGUAGGAGGGGGCCGCCUCCCGCGCACACUGUGCUGUGCCGCGGGCAGGUCUGAGCCCACCUGAGUCUCUCUGCAAGGACUGUCUCUAGAGAGCUGCCCUCGUGGCCACUCGAAUACUGCCUCCCCUUCUUACCCCACCGUUGUGCUGGCUUGUUCUUUACAAACUUACAUUGACACUCACCCUGAGUGCGACAAGGACCUUGUCAUCUCUCGGGGCCCUGGAUUUUCCCUUCUGCAGAGUGAGGACCAAAUCUCAGGGUUCCCAGGAUUCCUCCUUCCAAGACUCGAGCUGCGCUGUCCAGUGUGGGGUGGGCCCCCUUGUGCCACACGUGGCUGCGUCAGUUCAAGUUUAAAUUUGUUAAAAUGAAAUUAAAAAUUCAUG
This is a messenger RNA of Mesoplodon densirostris (Blainville's beaked whale), 2230 nucleotides long. It is a transcript of the gene PPP1R7, whose product is annotated as protein phosphatase 1 regulatory subunit 7. Gene Ontology annotation, molecular function: protein binding. NCBI's taxonomy places the organism in Eukaryota, Metazoa, Chordata, Mammalia, Artiodactyla, Ziphiidae. Bases 352 to 1305 code for a protein of 317 amino acids. The transcript is spliced from 9 exons. The record is from RefSeq and is a predicted model, not a curated record.